Eucalyptus grandis is the source of this 1209-nucleotide messenger RNA. RefSeq names its product TMV resistance protein N-like. Gene Ontology annotation, biological process: signal transduction; defense response. The coding region runs from base 1 to 1209 and encodes 402 amino acids. The transcript has 3 exons. Gene Ontology annotation, molecular function: ADP binding. Lineage: Eukaryota; Viridiplantae; Streptophyta; Magnoliopsida; Myrtales; Myrtaceae. The record is from RefSeq and is a predicted model, not a curated record.
AUGCCGGUGCUUUCGGGAUUUGUUGGUGAUUGCAGCUCUGAGCAGGAUUGGCCGCAAAUGGGACUGAUUGCAGCCGUUGCUUUAAUCUCCAUCAUCUUGGCCUCGAUGCUGGUCCUGAGACAACUGACGAGAGUGAAGAAAAGCCGGAGGAGCUCAGAGGCAACGCUGAGCAAGGAAGAUGUACCACCAGGAUAUGAGUACGAGGUUUUCUUGAGUUUCAGGAGAUCGGACACACGCAAUAACUUCACUGAUUGCCUUUACCAUAGAUUGAGACUCGCUGGAGUCCAUGUCUUCCGAGACAACGAAGAACUCCGAGUUGGCAAAGAAAUCAGUGGUGAGCUUUUGAAAGCACUUGACAAGUCUCAGAUCUACAUUCCCAUCUUCUCUCAGAACUAUGCUAUCAGUUCAUGGUGUCUCCGUGAAAUUGCGCACAUGGUAGAAGGCACCUCAAAGUCAGAGGGGAAGAAAGAGAUACUCCCUAUCUUCUAUGAUGUCGACCCUGACGACGUUAAGCUCAAAACUAAAUUGUACAAGAAGGCCAUACCCAAGCACAAGAAGAAGUUCGGUUCUGAUGCAUUGAAGUGGUGGGAGGAUGCUCUUGCGAAGGUUGCACAUCUGAAGGGAUGGGAACUUAAAGGGAAAGGCCAUGGAGAACUAAUUGAAUUGGUUGUUGGAGAGGUAUUGUGUAAGCUUAAUGCUAGAAACAUGGAUGUGCCUGAAUGUUGGGUCGAAAAUCAUCAUCAAAUAGAAGACAUACUAGAAAUGUUGGAAGUUGACUCUAAUGGUGUACGUUUCCUUGGUAUUCAUGGAAUAGGUGGAAUUGGUAAAACAGUACUUGCAAAGGUUGUGUUCAAUAAAAUAUCUUCUCACUUUGAAGGUGUUUGUUUCCUCAAUGAAGUUCGAGAAUCAUCAAAACAUGGUCUUAUAAACGUGCAGAAAAUGUUAUUAGCAAGUUUUGUGGGUCCUGUGAUUGCUGAUCAUAUCAAAGGCAUUGGAGAUGGGAUGAAUUGGAUCAAGAGAGUAUGUUAUACUAAAAAAGUCCUCAUUGUUCUAGAUGAUCUAGACAAGGACGAGCAACUCAAAAAGCUAGCUGGAAAAUCUAAUUGGUUUGGUUCAGGCAGUAGGAUCAUCUUCACCACUAGAAACUUAGAGAUCUUCAAGACUCAAGUGGAAUCAUCCAGCAAAGAGGUCCUAAAUCAACCCAAAUGA